AUGGCAGCCCGCAACACGCUCCGUCGAGCUCUUCUCUACAUCCCCGGCUCCUCGCAGCGCUUUAUCGACAAAUCCCGCACGCUAACCGCCGACUGUGUCGCCUAUGACCUCGAAGACAGCGUCACUCCGCACAUGAAAGCGGAAGCCCGCUCACUAGUGCGGAGAGCUCUGGACCAGCCCGCGCCAGAGGGCAUCCGCGAGCGCGCCGUGCGCAUCAACUCUGUGGACAGUGGACUAGCCCUGGGCGAUCUCACCGAAGUACUCCAAUCCCCCAACCUCACCACAAUUGUCAUCCCGAAAGUCAACUCGCCCUCCGACCUAACCUUCGUCACCGACGUAAUCAACCACACCCUCUCGCAGCAACCGCAACAACCGCAACAUGCCCAACGACCCCCCAUCUCCCUUCUUGCCCUGAUUGAAUCUGCCAAAUCCCUCACCAACCUAACCCAGAUCUGCGCCUCUACCCCGCUCCUUCAGGGCCUGAUCUUCGCGGCCGAGGACUUUGCAUUGGACCUCAGCCUCACACGUACCCCUUCGCUCACGGAGUUCUUGUUUGCGCGGUCCAUGAUCGCCACUGCGGCGCGCGCGGCCGAACUCCCCUCGACGAUCGAUCUGGUGUGCACCGCCUAUAAGUCGACCAGGGGAGACGGAUCACCUCCCGCGGCGUUGGAGGAGGAGUGUCGUGACGGGCGUCGAUUGGGUUUCAACGGAAAGCAGUGUAUCCAUCCGUCGCAGGUGGAGACCGCGCAGCGGAUCUUUGGGCCGGAUCCGGAGGAGGUCCAGUGGGCGAUGCGGGUGUGUAUCGCUGACGAAAAGGCCGCGAAGGCCGGACGCGGGGCGUGGACCCUGGAUGGGAAGAUGAUUGAUGUACCGGUGGCGGAGAAGGCAAGGGGUGUGGUUAAGAGAGCUGAAGCGUGCGGCUUCAACGUGCGAGAGCUUAAGGAGAAGUGGAAGGGCCAGGAGCCGGAGUAAAUAGCUCGACCCAUUCGGAAAGGAACAGGAUAUCUUCUGUUGGCGUCAUG
Molecule: messenger RNA, 1022 nt
Organism: Aspergillus saccharolyticus JOP 1030-1
Lineage: Eukaryota; Fungi; Ascomycota; Eurotiomycetes; Eurotiales; Aspergillaceae
Product: HpcH/HpaI aldolase/citrate lyase family protein
Exons: 3
Coding region: 1-972 (323 amino acids)
Biological process (GO): oxaloacetate metabolic process
Molecular function (GO): catalytic activity; magnesium ion binding
Source: RefSeq, a predicted model, not a curated record